AUGAAUUUACAGAAUAAAUAGUCUGAUUAGAAGUGUGUCAUCUGUCUAAACAUAGCUUCCAACUAAGUAAGAUAUUUUGUUUUUAAAUAUAUUAGGUAAAUUUAGAUUAAUGCAAUCAUUUAUUCUGUUUUGCAUGUAUUAAUAAAUGGUCUGAAAAAAGUCACUAAUGUCCUUAAUGUAGAGCUAUGUUUUCUUGUUUUUAUGAAAUCAAAAAUGAUUCUAAAAUAGAGUAUAUUCUAUUUAAUUCUAAUAGUAUAAUAAGACAUGAAGCACCGCAAAUCAUUAAUAAUACUUAAGAUAAACUUAUUAUGGCUUUAGCUGAUAUCGAUAAUACUUACUAUGACUUAAUGUUAUAAUAAAUUGAUUUUAUAUGA
This is a messenger RNA of Paramecium pentaurelia, 374 nucleotides long. The record is from the annotation of a GenBank genome assembly. Lineage: Eukaryota; Ciliophora; Oligohymenophorea; Peniculida; Parameciidae.